AUGAUAAACUCCAUCAUUUCUUCUUUUUCAUCUCUAAUUACAGAGGUCUCUGUGAUUUCAUACAAUCGACCAAUAGUUUCCCCGGAUUUAGCAUGGAAUCCAGUUGGGACAACUAUUGGCAAUCAGAGUAUCGCUGGUUUAAAUCCUAUUGACAUAGUUAUUGAUGGAAGCAACACAAUCUAUAUUCCACAUGAGAAUCAGGGGAUUAUUCGCGUCUUUCUCGGAGUAAAUUCGACUUUAGUUAAAUCGAUCACAGCCAAUUCAACAAAUCUCUCAAGUUUAUUUGUAUUGACAAGUGAUGAGAUUUAUUUUUCAUCGAUAAAUGGAGUGACCGAAAUGAAAUCGAAUAUGACAAAUUCAAUCCUGCGAAUGGAUUUGUGUGUGCGAUGUAUCGAUAUCUUUCUCACCCUAAACCAAACUCUUUACUGUUCAUUGUCUGACCAGCAUCAAAUUAUUGCGAAAUCGUUGCCCGAUGAGUGGAGUUAUUUGUUAACCGUCGCAGGAACAGGAGAUCUCGGUUCGACAUCGGCAACACUUCGAAAUCCUCGAGGAAUUUUUCUCGAUGAAAAUAACUCCACUUUGUUCGUUGCCGAUUGCGGAAAUAAUCGAGUUGUUCGACAAAGUUCUAAUCAAUUGAAUCAGCCGUCAAGUCUAAGUUUUGAUUCGUUUGGUAAUAUUUUCGUUAUUGAUCGGAAUAAUCAUCGAAUUCAAAAGUUUUCCCUGUUCAAUUGCUCAGAUCAAUGGGCUGCAACAGUAAAUAUGAAUGUUCAACGGUAUAAACAUGCAGCAUGUGUAUUAUCAAACGGAAAAGUGCUAGUCACUGGUGGAUGGAAGGGUGGUGCUCUCAAAAGUGUUGAACUAUAUGAUCCAUCAACUGGGAGUUGGUCAAACACUCCAAAUAUGAAUGUCGGACGAUAUUAUCAUACAGCAUUACUUUUAUCGAACGGCAAACUUUUGGUGGCUGGUGGGCAAAUCGUUAGCAGUGCUGAGUUGUAUAGCCCAUUAACUGGCAUCUGGACAAUGACAGGAAAUAUGAAUUAUGAACGGCAUUAUCACACAGCAUCGAUCUUAUCAAAUGAAAAAGUUUUACUGGCAGCCGGAGACGAUAGUGGUGGCCACUUGAAAACCGCUGAAUUGUAUUGA
Messenger RNA from Adineta ricciae, 1143 nucleotides. Lineage: Eukaryota; Metazoa; Rotifera; Eurotatoria; Adinetida; Adinetidae. The record is from the annotation of a GenBank genome assembly.